This is a messenger RNA of Aspergillus mulundensis, 573 nucleotides long. RefSeq lists its product as uncharacterized. The coding region runs from base 1 to 573 and encodes 190 amino acids. NCBI's taxonomy places the organism in Eukaryota, Fungi, Ascomycota, Eurotiomycetes, Eurotiales, Aspergillaceae. The record is from RefSeq and is a predicted model, not a curated record. The transcript has 2 exons.
AUGGCCCGUCUUAACAACAAAGUCGCUAUAGUCACCGGCGGAGGCUCCGGCUUCGGCGCUGCCAUCGCAACCCGCUUCGCAUCCGAAGGAGCAAAAGUCAUCGUCGCGGACAUCAACACGGCCGGCGGCGAGAGCGUCGCCGCCCAAAAUCCCGAGAACAUCAUCUUCCAGAAGGUCGACGUAACGAGUCCCAGCGAUUGGGCUGCUGUGGUUAAGACUGCAGUCACAAAGUUUGGAAAGUUGGAUAUACUGGUGAACAAUGCGGGGACAAGCUAUCGGAAUAAGGUCCGUCAACUCUCGAUCUUCUUUGGCGUCAUGGCUCACAAUGUACAGCCAACACUAGAAGUAACUGAAGCCGAAUGGGAGCGUGUCUUCAACGUCAAUGUCAAGAGCAUCUUCCACGGUUCGCAAGCUGCCAUCGCAAGAUUGAUCGAGCAGGGCCACGGCGGCAGCAUAAUCAACAUCUCCUCAACGGGCGCCAGUAGACCGCGGCCGGGAUUGGUUUGGUAUAACGCGAGCAAAGGGGCUGUUUCGAAUGUUUGUCCCCUUGCCCCUAUUUCCCAGAGUGAAUAA